AUGGUUUGUUGGAAACUGUACAACAAAGUAGAAAAGUCAAUUGGAAACGGAUUUGCAAGAUAUGGAGAACUGGUUGGAACCUAUCCAUGGGCUGUUCUGAUGUUCUCUGUCUUAGUGUCCGGUUUACUUGGAAUAGGACUCGUCAAUCUAACGUUCGAAUCAGACGUGGAGAAGGUAUAUACGCCGAGGAACAGUCAAGCGUCUAAAGAUAGAGGUACGAUAAAAAAUCUGUUUGGUGAUCAUUCUGGGACAAAUUUUUACCAACAAAAUCUUGCCGAGGCAAAUUUGUAUGGCAGUGUCAUUUUUAAAAGCAAAAAUGCGUCAAACCUCCUCACGCGUCUUUACAUAAACGAAAUCAAAACUGUUUACGAUGAAAUAAGAGCCAAAGUAUUAGGAAAUGGAAUGAACUAUUCACGGCUAUGUGCUGUUCGGGAUUCUAAAUGUGUCGUGGACGGUAACAUCAUUUUCUCAGGCAACUUUGACAAUUCACUUCAGAAUAACAACAUAACAUAUCCCGUACUUGGGAGUGUUUCCAUGGAAUCCGUGUUUGGCGAUACCGUUGUUCAGGGAAGGGUGCUCAGAUCUGCUAAGUUUAUCAAACUUGUUUUUAACUUACGACAAGACACCAAAGAAAACACGGAUAAUUCUAAAUCAUGGGAGAAAAGUUUUAUUUCUUAUAUGGAAAACCUCCAAUCGUCGUUACUGGAUAUCUCGUAUGCCCACUCGACAUCACUUGACGAGGAACUCACAUCAAACAUCAGUGGCGAUAUACUGUUUGUGUCACUGACCUUCACCUUAAUGAUAGUUUACGCGACAUUGGUCACGAUGACCUGUGAUUGUUUACUCGACAGACAAAAUCUCGGACGGGCUGGCGUCAUAGCCACUGGACUUGGAAUAUUAGCAUCAUUUGGACUGGUCAGUGCCUGUGGCGUGGAGUUCGUCGAUAUUGUAGGAGUGAUGCCUUUUCUGAUAUUAGGGAUUGGUAUUGAUGAUAUGUUUAUAUUAUUGGCCGGUCUCGCAGAAGCUCCGUUAUACGAAACACCUCCAAAGCGUGUCGCAGAGACCAUGCGAACCAGUGGAGUGGCAAUCACUAUCACAUCUCUGACUGAUAUCAUAGCUUUUGCUGUGGGAGCAUCGUCUGUCUUUCCAGGUGUACGGAACUUUUGUAUAUACACAGGAAUUGCAGUUCUUUUCUGCUAUAUCAAUUUCGUCACAUUCUUCAUCGCCUGUAUCGCUAUCAACGAGAACAGGAUAUCAAAGAACAGACAUUGUUGUUUAUGCUGCCGCACCAUCGAAAUGAAGAAUCAAAUGACGACUGCUUCCAGACUAAAUCGAUUUUGCUGUGGAGGGACUGCCCCUAAAUCUAUCUCAGACCUGCAGAGUUUAAUGGAACGCCUUCCUGGGUUAACCAUCACAAAGUUUAUAACUCUGGUACCUGUAAAGAUUGUGACCCUUGCUUGUUUUGUGAUUUACCUCGGUAUUGCAAUUUGGGGGUCAACGAACUUCCAACAAGGCCUUGAUACAACAAACCUUGUUUCUGAUGACUCAUAUUAUUUCACAUAUAACACACAAAACCAACAACACUUUUUACAGCGUGUACCGGUUUCGUUUGUUUUUGACAAAACUUUAGAUUACACGCAAUUGUCAACGAUUAAUGCUAUUGACGGUUUAAUGGCGUCUGUACAGGAAGACAAAGUGGUCGGUAAUAAUAAGCUGUUUAUCAGCUGGUUAAACAGUUUUAAGUCUUCGCCAAACUACAAUAAUGUAUCUGAGUCUCAAUUCGUUAGCAAUUUAAAACUAUUCCUGAAUUUAACUAAAGAAUUUAAAAAUGAUAUCAUAUUUGACAGUACUGGGCAAAAAAUACGCGCAUCUCGAGUAUACAUAUUCACUAACAAUUUGGUUGAUUCCAAUCAACAGGGGGAUUUCAUGAAACGAAUGAGAAGUCUAACAGAGGACUCUUCUUUGAAUGUUAUUGUAUAUUCUCCAAGCUUUAUAUUCUAUGAACAGUAUGUUGCAAUUCUUCCGUCAACCCUUCAAACUGUCGGAAUAGCAGUUGCGGUGAUAUUUGUUAUUACCGCGUUGUUCAUGCCGAGUCCCCUUUUAAUCCUAUAUGUCACCGUUUCCAUGGUUAUGAUAAUGACUGGAAUUUUUGGUUUCAUGUAUUUUUGGGAUCUAACUCUCAGCUCUAUCACAAUGAUACAUGUCAUUAUGAGUGUCGGAUUUUCUGUAGAUUUCAGCGCACACAUCUGUCACGCAUUUAUGACAGUUGAAGGCAAUUCACGUGACGAGAAAGUUAAAAAUGCUAUUUUACGUUCUGGGGGUCCUAUAUGGAAUGGGGCGGUUUCUUCAAUUUUAGGAAUCAUAAUGUUGGUCUUUUCCAAAUCAUAUAUAUUUAGGUCGUUUUUCAAAGUCAUGUUGCUUGUGAUAUUGUUUGGAGUUGGUCAUGCGCUACUUUUUCUCCCUGUGUUACUCUCUCUGAUUGGACCAAUGGAAAAAAAAGAAGGUGAUGCGAAUUCUGUGUCUAAUAGUACAGACAUGACGACUAGCACAAGGCAACGCGAUAAAAGCUUCAACAGGGACAGAGAAAGUGAAUCCUCAAAAGAAAUUUCUUUGCACGUUUGA
Messenger RNA from Ylistrum balloti, 2622 nucleotides. RefSeq names its product patched domain-containing protein 3-like. Gene Ontology annotation, cellular component: membrane. The record is from RefSeq and is a predicted model, not a curated record. NCBI's taxonomy places the organism in Eukaryota, Metazoa, Mollusca, Bivalvia, Pectinida, Pectinidae. The coding region runs from base 1 to 2622 and encodes 873 amino acids. The transcript is spliced from 3 exons. Gene Ontology annotation, biological process: transmembrane transport. Gene Ontology annotation, molecular function: transmembrane transporter activity.